AUGAGCCAGCGUCUGUCGAUCUCGCGCGCGUCCGUGUCGAACCCGCCGACGCCCGUCGUGGCCCCCGCCAAUGCCGAGGACAACGACCCCACGUCCGCGACCAAGCGCGGAUCCGUGUGGCAGUGGGUCGUGGGCUGCGUCUUCCUCGUGUGCGUGGCCAUCAUCUGGAACUUCUCGAGCGUCUUGAUCCAGUACAUCUUCAACGACCUGUCGUUCGAGGCGCCGUUCUUCCUCACGUCCUUCGGCAUGGCGCUCUUCUCCGUGAACCUCCCCAUCUACUACGUGACCAAGGUCUUGUCCGAUCUGCCGCAGGUCAAGAACGAAACGGGCCCCGUCGUGACGCAGACUCCGCACGACAAGGCCACGCUCCGUCGCACCAUGAUCGCGGCGGCCAUUGUGGCCCCGCUCUGGUUCAUCGCCAACUUCACGUACAACGAGAGUCUCAACCUCACCAGCGUCACGAGCAGCACCAUCCUGAGCGCCACGUCUUCCGUCUUCACGUUGAUCCUGGCCGUCUGGAUCCUUAAGGAGCGCUUCACGUGGCUCAAGGCGCUGGGCCGCGGCAUCUCCGAAGGUUUCUGGGGUGACAUCUGCGCAUUGAUCGGCGCGAUAAUGUUCGGAGUUUACACCACUGCUAUCCGCAAAUACCUGCCCGACGACGCAGGCAUGAGUGUGUCGCUGUUCUUCGGCUUCGUGGGGCUCUUUAGCCUCGUGGUGCUGGCGAUCUUCUGCAUCAUCUUCAACUACACGGGCGUCGAGUCGCUGCAGGGCUUGACGUGGGAGAUCGUGGGUCUGCUCUUCGUGCAGGGUCUGCUGAACAACGUGCUGGCCGACUACCUCUGGGCCGUGUCCAUCAUGUACACGUCGACCACCACGGCCACCAUCGGCUUGUCGCUGACGGUGCCCAUGGCCAUCUUCUCAGACUGGAUCGUUAACGACAUCAAGCCCGGCUGGGUCACGUUCGUCUCGUCCGCGCUGGUGCUUGGUGGCUUCGUGGUGCUGGCCAUCACGACGCGCAAGGAACAACUGAGUGCCGGGGCGGAGGCUCAACACGAGGCUCCUACCGACGCGGCCGAGGUGCUCUCGCCCAAGUCCCCCGCCACGCAGUACCGAAUGUCGACGAGUGCCAACUAA
Phytophthora sojae is the source of this 1134-nucleotide messenger RNA. RefSeq lists its product as hypothetical. The transcript has 3 exons. Bases 1 to 1134 code for a protein of 377 amino acids. Gene Ontology annotation, biological process: regulation of peptide transport. Lineage: Eukaryota; Oomycota; Peronosporomycetes; Peronosporales; Peronosporaceae. Gene Ontology annotation, cellular component: membrane. The record is from RefSeq and is a predicted model, not a curated record.